Messenger RNA from Symbiodinium natans, 5580 nucleotides. Lineage: Eukaryota; Dinophyceae; Suessiales; Symbiodiniaceae. The record is from the annotation of a GenBank genome assembly.
AUGUUGGAACAUGCUCGGGGCACCAAGUUCUCUAUGGAGUUUCAGUCCCUUCAAGAGAAAGCCCAGAAGCACGGCAAACAGCCCAAAGGGAGGUUGCUUUUGUGGGUUGUGUUCCAGCGGUUUCGUUUGGAAAAGGAUCGUGGUACCGCCCUCACGCAACAUCACCUGUUGUCGCUUACAGUGCAGGGUUCGGAGGUCAAGGGUCUGAUAGAGUUCAGGCAACGUUUUGACUUUGUGUGGGAAGCGUUGGAGCCAUCAGAGAGGCCCAGUGACAAUGCUGUUCGGUCCCUUUUGUUUGAAAACCUCAAAGGGCGCCCCCUGAUGAGCCUUCACAUCGACCGUUUCCGCAACUCGAGCAGUUCCUCUAGCAAGAGGACGUGGGAGUGGUUAUACGGUAAGAUGGUGGAUGUUGUCGACAUUGCCCAGUUAGAGGAAAACACGGCGUCCAUUAGUAAGGCCCUAGCAGGAGGUAACAAUCGUGUUGCAGCAAAUGCGGCGCCAAAAGCCCAGGCGAAAGAAAAAGCAAAGCCAAACAAUGGGGAUAAGAGCGAGCAAGACAAAGCAAAAGAAAAGAAGGAGCGGGAGAAAGCGAAGAAGAAGGAGAAGGAAAAAGAAACGAAGGAGAAAGCGCGAGCAGCAGCAACAGUGGCAACGAGCGAGGCGGCAACGCCUGCUCCCGCCGCUCCUGCAAAAGGCAAAGGCAAAGGAAAGGAUAAGCCAAAGUCGCCACGCGCCAAAGAGGAAAAAGCCAAGUUGCCAUGCAUGUUCUUUGCGUAUGACUGUUGCACUCAUGGAAAUGCGUGUGAGUAUAUCCACGAUAAGAACAACCUGUACAAAGGGCCUAAGCCCAGGGGCAUCAAGGCUUCUGCAGGUGCAGCAACAGUCGCGGCAGGUGUUGCCAUGGCAAGCGCGCUUCCAACCGCAAAGGGUUCUUGCGUAGAAGAGUGGCAAUGCGGCAACGCAUGCCCUUCAGAGCAGGAGUCCCCGAAGGCAUUCACGACAGUCAUGACGGCUAUGGCGUGCCUUGACCCGGGUGGGAAUGCCACUGGAAUGGCAGGUGUGUGCACCAUGAACCAGACUAAGAAUCUCAUUUCCAAGAAACAUUUGCCUGAAGAGACCCAUGAGAUGUUUUCCAAGGCACCGGAAAAGUUGCAGUUCUCAACUGGAGGGGGCACCCGUACAGGCUCCCAAGCAGUGAGGAUGAAAGGAGACCUUUCAGGUGACAAUGUGUUCUACUCCCUAAAGGAUUGUCCUCCAGCUCUGAGUGUAGGCAUCCAGGUGAAUGAACACAAGCGCCCGUGGAUAUGGUUUCCUGACCAACUCCCUUUCUUCGUGAAAGCUGACAGAGUCCAGGAUGUCACCUUUUUCUGCCCUGAAUCAGCAAAGAUCUAUGCAGAUCGCAUUGAAGAAAACGUGCCCGUCCUGAGAGAAUCCGUCUCGUGUUCUGCCUUGCCCGCUUGUGGACGCGCUGUCAAGCCAGAAGCGGAAACGCUCAUGGCUGCUCCAUCAGAACCGGCGCCUACACGGGAUAAGCCUGUAGAGUCUGGCAAGGCAGAUGCGGAAUGCUUAAGGUUGAAACCGGAUAGCUCCCUGCCGCGUUUUGGGGAAGAGGAUGAACUCACAGCCUGUGCUGAGCCAAUCCCGGGUGGAGGAGAUGAACCAUUGGAUGAGGAAGAUGCCGAAGAGCACCCUGAAUGGACCCCUUCCCUGCGAGAGAGGCUCAUAGCAGCAUCAAAGAGCUUAGCGCAUCAAUUGACACAUUAUCCCAAAAACCGGUACUGUGACAUUUGCAAGCGUGCCAAAAUGACUGCUAAAGUCCAUAGAAGUAGGAAGGACGAAGGGCCCGAUCCUGAUGACACUCCUCCCUUGCACUAUGGGCACAGGCUCCGGGCAGACCACAUCAUUCUCGGUCAAGAUUUAACAAAAGGCUCGGAGGGAGAGCAGGCCUGCUUGAUUGCUUAUGACGACUAUAGCGGUUGCUACGGGGCUUUUCCACAAACCAAUAGAAGCACAGAUCAGAACGUCUCAGUGUUGCGAAAAUUUGGUGGCACCAGGGCCCAUGGAAAAGCGCUAUGCGUGGUCAAGUCGGAUGCAGCUUCCGAGCUCGUCGACGCAGUGAAGGCAUUGAGCUGGCUGCCGGAUCCAGGCGUACCCCAUGACCUUUUUCACAACUCACAACUCGAGCGAGCCAUCAGGACGUUCCCUGGGAUCUUUUGCGGAUGGCGUUUGGACGCAGGCUACAAGUUUCGUGGAGUUCACUUGGUGCUUGACUACGACUCGCUACGCAAAGAUGAAAGGGGUUGCGGAAGACCGAUCCAAGUGUACGCGUCAGAGUUGGUUGUUGAGAAACUUUCCCUUUUCAAGUCAGAGGCAGCAAUGCCCAUGCUUGACGCUCGAGAAGCUUUGCCUUUUGAAAAAGGAGCCCCGGAACCCAAAGUUCGCAAACGCAAGACAUAUGUGACAUUGGAAAGGGCCCUUCGUUUCGGCGUAACUCUUGGGUGCAAGGGCUGUGAUAGGAUAGCAGAAGGCGUGCCACACAAUGAUGCGUGCCAUGAACGGUUUCGGAAGCUUUUAGAAGACGAGGCCGCUGCGCUGAAGGCUAAGGCCAAAGCAAAGGCCGACGCCGCGCGUCCUGCUUCUGAUAGUGUUGCCCCAGCCGCGCCGCUGCAACCAUCUCGUGAGGCGACUUGCCCAGAUGAGACGAAGCAAGGCGUCAAAGGGGCUGAUCUAGACUACUGGGAUUUUGAUUCCAAGCGCAUGGCAUGGAAACGAGUGCAUGUCAAGCCCCGAAAACGUUUGUACACCCCUGUAGGCCGACAUUGUCCUUUUGAUUUCCAUCUUUUGUCUUCUGCCCGAGAGACAGAGUGGAAAUGCCGCGGCAAAUUGUCUACUUUCUCCGACGACUGGCAAGACAAGAGCCCGAAUAGACGCAUUUCCUCUAAAAGUUGGGUAGGGGCCACAUGGUUUUUCCCAAAGAAGGAGAUUGACCCAAACCAAGCCAAGCUUGACACGAUGAAGGCCAACGCAGAAGAGCAACUCAAACGCUCACCCCUCAAAGGUGCGCAAGCGGUAGCAGCAAUCCUCCACGAUCUAGAAGCCUUAGACCCAAAAGCAGUCCCAAGCUUUGGCUCAACUUUGACUGGGGACUCGGCCCCUACCAGCGCGAGUUCUCAGACCAAGGUCAAACGCAACAGACGUGCCGAGGAUGCCACUUUGUUUGAGUUUUGCUGCGAGCCUGAUUCAAUGUUAGGCCAGGUGAAUGAGGAGAACGAAAUCAACCACUUCCGUUUGACAGAAAGCAGCUCGGACAUGUCGUGUCCAAAGCAGACGGAGUCUUUAAAGAAGCUUGUCCAGCUCUUUCCUGGUUGUGACUUAUGGGGCAGCAUACCUUGCGGCCCAUGGAGUCAACUGCAGCACCUCAACAUCGCACGCUUGGGAAAUGGCUUCCGAGAGAAACUCCGAAAGAAGCGGCAACGCUCAAGGAGAAUCUUGAAGAACUUCAUAAGCGUCGCGGAAGUUGUCUUAGCUCAAGGGGGGCAUGUAAGUUUCGAGUGGCCUCAAGGCUGCAGCGGUUGGGCUCUACCCGAGCUUACCCAGUUCAUCCAGAAGCAUGGCUUGUUCACUGCGGUAACGCAUGGAUGCGCUCAUGGCCUGAUGGAUGAUGAAGGGACGCCGCACAAGAAGCCCUGGAGGGUUGUUACCUCCUGCUGGAAACUUGCCGACAACUUGAACACCAAGCGCUGUCAACACCCGCCGGGCUUUCAGCACAGCACCAUUGAGGGAAGCAAAACUGCAAAAACUGCCAAAUACACCAGGUCUAUGGCCACAACCAUUGUGCACAGCUUGUACCCGCACCUCUCCUCACAAGUGGCAGCAAUGCCAGUCAUGCCGUCUUCUCCACACUGCCAUGUCCCUAGGACUCCCCCGAAGGACCAAGAGAUGAUUUACGCUGGCAUCCACCACUUGAUAGAUAGAAAGGAUUGGGGCAAACACGCAGGUGCUCAGGAAUGCAUAGACGGAGAGGCCAAGGGUUUGAUAUCCAACGGCACUUGGGACUACAGGGAAGUAGUUUCACGCAGGGAUUUGUUGGCUAGAAAAGAACCCCUCAAUAUUGGCCGCCUCAUGACUAUCUUGAGCAUAAAGCACUUUGAAACGCCAGAGUUGCGAAAGCUAAAGGCUCGAAUCGUUUUCAGAGGCGACGACAUUAGAGAUGAAGCGAACAACCUGGCAAUCCUGCAAGAACUAAAAGUGAAUCCCACUGGAAUAGUAGGUAUUAACUUCAACCUUGCUUACGGAGCCAUCAAAGGUCACUGUUCGUCACAAUCUGAUGUGGUUAAGGCCUACACGCAAUCAGAUUUAAACACGAAAGUUCCCACGUGGGUCGAACUCCCGCGAGAGCUUACACCGCCGGAGUUCCGAGGAAUAGAGCGCCCCUGCGUCAGACUCUGGAAGUCCCUUUACGGGCACCCAGAAUCUGGAUUUCAUUGGCACGAAAGGUUCAAGCAGGUAAUGAGUUUGAUGGGAGGUGAACACUCUGAACUGUUCCAAUCGUCAUUCUGGUUCCCCAAGACUAGGCAGCUACUAACGCUGUACGUUGACGACAUAGUUUUAAGUGGGCCCAAAGAUACUCAAGCUGCAUUCUGGGAAGAGCUCCAAAAGCACCUAGAUAUUGAACCGCCAAGUGAAGUAGACAGGGUGUUAGGGCGGAAGCACGUCUACCAGCGCGAAGGCAACACAGUCAUGACAUAUGACAUGUCUGACUACUGCCGAAAUGCUUGUGACUUAUAUGAGCAACUGUCGGGCCGGAAGCUCAAAGAGGCGGCAACGCCCUUUGUUGCUGAAGGUUCUCUGCUUACAAGCGACUGGGAAACAAGGGGGCAGCUGUCAGAUGCUGCCAGCAGAGUGUUGAUGAAGAGCCUGUGGCUCGCACGCUUAUCACGCCCUGACGUGAUGAAACCUCUGUCAGACCUUACCCGUCGAGUCACUUGCUGGAGCAUUGCGGACGACAAACGGCUUUUUCGUUUGAUGUGCUAUCUCCAUUCAACGCCUGAGCUCUCUAUCACCCACACCAUGGGCGAUGAACCAGAAAACCUCAAACUUAGCCUGUACACGGACGCCGACCACGCUUCUGAUGUAGAACAUGCUCACAGCACGUCCGGGAUGAUACUCUGUAUAGAAGGGGAACACUCCUUCUGGCCACUGUGCUGGGCCAGCAAAAAGCAGACGGCGACCAGCAGAUCAACCACUGAGGCCGAGAUCAUUUCACUGAGCCCUGGAGUGUUCGGGGAAGCACUACCCAUGCAACAGUUCAUGGAAAAGGUCUUUGGCCGAGAGGUGCUAUUGCAGUGUCAUCAGGAUAACUCGGCAGUCAUACAGAUAGUCCAUGCAGGCUACAGCCCAAAACUUCGGCACGUGAGUAAGACUCACAGGAUUGAUCUGUCAUCCCUGUAUGAAGUCUAUGAGGACCCGUAUGUGCGCUUGACGUACAUAAACACAGAUAAGCAGCGCGCCGAUAUCUUUACGAAGGCUCUGGCUCCAGCAAAGUUUCCUGCGGCACUCCAGCUACUCCAAAUGGAGUAA